AAAACAAUGGAACAAUGCUGGAAUAGAGCAUUACAAGAGUUAAACGGUAAUGGAGAAACUUUAGAAGGGUUGAUAAACGUGACAAAAGCGUGGUCAGUAGUUACGAGUUGGUUAGAUCCUAGACGCGCUGAAGUCAAAGAAAAAGAAGUACCCUCAGAAGUCAAAGAAUGUUUUGAAAUUCUUCGUCACACGCCAUUGGCUAGACGGAUAGUGGAAUGGUAUCUUGUUGCGGUGCGCCAGGAUAUCUCGGAAAGAUUUGAUGAAAGGUCAAAAAAAUGGCGCGAAGAGUGGAGACUACGCGACAACGACGGGCUCACUGAGAAUUCCGAAAAAGAACAAGAAUUAGAGAAUUGGAUUAACGCGUCAUACACGAAGAUUGUCCACGAUAUUUACUCACAUUAUAAAACAUGCGAAGAAUCGUUUUUGCUUAUGAAUGCGAGCGCAGACAUCAUGCAACAAUUCCGAAUUCAUUACCAUACCAAUAUUUAUUCAUUAUUGAGUGGCAAAUCUCAACCGUAUUCCGCUAUUCCAUCGUUAUUUAAAGAAAUGUCAAAAAUAUUUUAUCGCCAUCAUUUUCGCAAAUUUGAAUCCUUGUUAGACCCAGAUCAGUCCACUUCAGGCUUACUAUUUUAUCGAAUAAACAAGCAGCAAGGAGAAAAAUUAGAGCCAGAAUUGUUUGCAUGGAAGACGACAGAUGAUAUAAGUGCUAUAUUUGCUAAGCAAGAAAAUGAUUUUUACAAAGUUGAAGAAAAUUCUUUUUCAGCAAUGGAACUCGAUGAUAUGGAGGAAUUUAAUGUCAAAUCUAAUUUGCCGCAAGAAACCAUCAGCCCAAGUUUGAUUGAAGAGAUGGAUAAUCGAAUUAAAGAAUUUUCAAGGUUAUACGAAGAAAUGCACACUCUGGACUUGAUACAACGUACGAAAGAUAAAAUAGAAGAGAUGUUGUGCGAGCAGAUAGAACAGAGAAUUUCAUGCACAUGCAAGGGUAUUUUCAACAAGUCGGUGCUUCGACGCUCAUCAAAAUGGUUAUAUUCUGUCGUGUAUCCUUGGCUACAAGUUGUGAUUUCUUCCGAUGUACUUGUACAUUCAGUUUCCGAGGAUGAUUUGGUAACCUGGAUAAAACGAUUCAACUAUCAUUUUUGCAUGACAUUUUGUGACUCAAGGAUUUCGGAACUAUUUGACGUAAUUGUUGAUUUCCCCGAUUCUAAGAUUGCGAUUGACGAUUUAAUUUUGUGCAUGAAGAGAUUGGACUCGGAAUAUAGAAAUCGUCUUAUCAAGUCGUUGCAAAAAGCAUUUCGGAAAAGAUUACUCAUUCCUGGAGCUAGCACAAAUGACAUAAUUAACACCUACAUAUCAACCAUAAAGUGCUUAAGAUUAUUGGAUCCUUCUGGUGUAUUAUUAGAAAAAAUAACAGGCCCCAUUCGAAAAUAUUUACGAACUCGCUCGGACGCGACGCGAUGUUUGGUGACAUAUUGGAUGGACGAUGAAAGUAAUAACGAAUUAGUUGAGGAGCUGGGACGCACUGAUAAUUCAGUAGAGGACCAUAUUAACAACGAAAUAAAUUUGUCCGAUGAUAAUUGGGUGCCGGAUCCGAUGGAUGCUGGGCCUGAAUAUAAAUCGUCUAUUUAUCGAUCGGCGGAUAUUAUUAGUUUACUCGUAAGCCUAUUUGACGACAUUGAGCUUAUUACCAAUGAAAUCCAAAAUCAGAUGGCCACACUCUUGUUAUCUAAAGUAGAUUAUGACACUGGAAGAGAGCAAACUAAGCUCGAGUUAUUCAAGAUUCGAUUUGGAGAGUCAAAAAUGGCGCCCACUGAAGUAAUGGUUAAAGACAUUGUUGAUUCAAAAAGAAUGGAUGGCAAUAUAUACAAUGAAAUGACUAUCUUAAAAGCGGCCGGAUUUGAAAGCGGUGCGAAUGAGGCUAUUUUGCAUGGUUCAAUAAUUUCAAAGUUAUUUUGGCCACCUUUGAAAACAGAAGAAUUUGAUGUUCCUGAUCCCAUUCUAAGCCCAGAAGAAAACUGCAAUGGCUGUCGUCACCCGGGAAAGUUGUCAUCGAGUUGGAAUUGCAAGAUCGCAAUUUGGAAUUUGAAGUUUUACCUGUACAAGCGACCAUAA
This is a messenger RNA of Acaulospora morrowiae, 2109 nucleotides long. The record is from the annotation of a GenBank genome assembly. NCBI's taxonomy places the organism in Eukaryota, Fungi, Glomeromycota, Glomeromycetes, Diversisporales, Acaulosporaceae.